AUGGGAGACGCUCUCGACGUUGGACCGGCCUCCAAGCUGUUCCAGCCUCUGGACAUUGCCAAUGGCAAGAUUCGCCUCAAGCAUAGAGUUAUCUUGGCCCCUCUUACAAGAAACCGGGGCACCCCGUUGAACGCUAACUCGACACCCGAAAACCCCAAUCGAAUCUGGGUCCCCAAUGACUUGAUGGUGGAAUACUAUACUCAGAGGACAACAGAGGGCGGCCUGAUCAUUUCUGAGGGUCUGCCCCCCUCAUUGGAGGGCAAUGCCAUGCCGGGUGUGCCUGGCAUCUUCCUUCCCGAGCAAGCCGAGGGCUGGAAAAAGAUCGUCGACGCAGUACAUGCUAAGGGAGGCUUCAUUUACGCCCAGCUUUGGCAUUCAGGACGUGCCAACAUCCCUCAACUGACGGGCACACCCAUCGUUGCCCCAUCCGCUGUCACUUGGGAUGACCCCAACGAGACCUUCUCCUACCCAGCCCCCCACAGCACGACACCCGUCAAGCUGGCAGAUCACCCACCUAUUGAGCUUACUGUCGACCACAUUAAGAAGACGAUUGAUGAUUACCGCAAGGCUGCUAAGACGGCUAUGGAGAUCGGAUUUGAUGGUGUCGAACUCCACGCAGGAAACGGAUACCUGCCAGAGCAAUUCUUGAGCACCAACAUUAACAAGCGAACCGACGAUUACGGCGGCACAGCCGAGAAGCGAUGCAGGUUUCCACUAGAGCUUAUGGAGGAGCUGGCCAAGACGGUUGGCCAGGAGAACCUGGCUAUCCGAUUGACUCCAUUCGGUCUAUUCAACCAGGCUCGCAGCGAGCAACGAGUCGAGACGUGGGGUCACCUCUGCCGCGAGCUGAAGACGCGUCUUCCAAACUUGUCAUACGUUAGCUUCGUCGAGCCUCGAUAUGAACAGAUCUUCUCUGAGGCCGAGAAGCAGGAGUUCUUGAACUCUUGGGGUCUGCCGACUGUCGAUCUGUCUCUGUUCAGGUCCAUCUUUGGCGACACGCCUUUCUUCUCUGCAGGUGGUUUUGAUGAUGGAAACUCAUGGGGUAUGCUUGAGAGUGGCAAGUAUGACGGUCUGUUGUACGGUCGUUAUUUCAUCAGUAAUCCUGAUCUGGUGGAGAGAUUGCGAAAUGGCUGGCCUCUUGCGCCUUACGACCGGUCGCGAUUCUAUGGACCGUUUGAGGACUCUACUAUUGGAUAUACGGACUAUCCUGCCUAUAAAGCAUAG
Messenger RNA from Fusarium falciforme, 1224 nucleotides. RefSeq lists its product as hypothetical. The transcript is spliced from 2 exons. Gene Ontology annotation, molecular function: FMN binding; oxidoreductase activity. The coding region runs from base 1 to 1224 and encodes 407 amino acids. The record is from RefSeq and is a predicted model, not a curated record. NCBI's taxonomy places the organism in Eukaryota, Fungi, Ascomycota, Sordariomycetes, Hypocreales, Nectriaceae.